ACGCCAGCCGAUGUUUACAAACGAUGUUUGCAAUUAGCGAAACAUUUAAGCUCCCCCGGACAAGGCAACAUCUAAGAAGGACACAAAGGAGAGCCUCCCUCGACGUGAAGAGCCGCAUCAGGAGUCAGCCAUGGAUGAACAGCAGGAGUACCAGACGAACGUAUCACGAUGCAGGGACGGAGCACCAGAGAUCCAGAAAUAGCAGGAGUGCAUCCGGAGCAGUCCGCAGCGCCGCAUCAUACAGGAGUCGUCGGCUCCCCCGGACAGCAGGCCAACAUCAGAGAAGGACACAAAGAAGAGCCUCCCUCGACGUGAAGAGCCGCAUCAGGAGUCAGCCAUGGAUGAACAGCAGGAGUACCAGACGAACGUAUCACGAUGCAGGGACGGAGCACCAGAAAUCCAAAAAUAGCAGGAGUGCAUCUGGAGCAGUCCGCAGCGCCGCAUCAUACAGGAGUCGUCGGCUCCCCCGGACAGCAGGCCAACAUCAGAGAAGGACACAAAGAAGAGCCUCCCUCGACGUGAAGAGCCGCAUCAGGAGUCAGCCAUGGAUGAACAGCAGGAGUACCAGACGAACGUAUCACGAUGCAGGGACGGAGCACCAGAAAUCCAAAAAUAGCAGGAGUGCAUCUGGAGCAGUCCGCAGCGCCGCAUCAUACAGGAGUCGUCGCGUUGGGAGGCAGCAGCGAAGCCACUGCAAGUAAUAUGCAGACACCUCAACAAAUAUUGGCGAGAGUUCGCAGUGUUAACGGCAGGCGGCAGAAAUCGCGCUGGAU
Messenger RNA from Drosophila grimshawi, 773 nucleotides. RefSeq lists its product as uncharacterized. The record is from RefSeq and is a predicted model, not a curated record. The transcript has 8 exons. Lineage: Eukaryota; Metazoa; Arthropoda; Insecta; Diptera; Drosophilidae. Bases 24 to 701 code for a protein of 225 amino acids.